Rotaria sp. Silwood1 is the source of this 1644-nucleotide messenger RNA. The record is from the annotation of a GenBank genome assembly. NCBI's taxonomy places the organism in Eukaryota, Metazoa, Rotifera, Eurotatoria, Philodinida, Philodinidae.
AUGUCAGAGAUUCCUAUUCAUUUUCGACACUGCAUUUUGUAUGAGUUCCAAUUAGGGAACAAUGCAAGUGCUGCUGCCCGCAAUAUAUGUGCUUCACUUGGUGAAGGUGCUGUUGCUGAUCGAACGUGUCGAGAUUGGUUUAAAACAUUUCGUGAAGGUGACAUGUCAUUAGAAGAUCGUCCGAGAUCUGGACGUCCUCUCGAGUCUGAUAUUGAACGAUUAAAUGUCCUGAUCGAAGACAAUCCACGAUUAACUACCCAUGAAUUGUCAGCAAUGCUCGGGUGCGACCAAUCCACCAUUGAUCGCCAUUUGCAUAAAAUGGAAAAAGUUAAUAAACUUGGAACAUGGGUUCCACAUCAAUUAACCUCGGACAACUUACAGCAAAGAAUCACCAUAUGCAAUUCUUUGUUGUCAAAACGCAACCGACAUAGAUUUCUUCAGCAGAUAGUUACUGAUGAUGAAAAGUGGGUUCUAUAUGUCAACCAUACGCGCAAGCGCCAGUGGGUAAAUCCUGAAGAUUUGCCCGAACCAGGACCAAAAAACGACCUGCACCCGAAAAAGAUGAUGCUCUCAAUUAAGUGAGAUUUUCAAGGUAUUAUUUACUGGGAACUCCUUCCGCCUAACACUACCGUCGACUCGAAGCUGUACUGCAAACAACUCCAAAAUCUGAAGGUUGCAUUGCAAGCAAAUAGUCUUGAAAAACGAAAAGUUCGACUAAACCCCUCCCCAUAAUAGAAGCCCCCGGGGGCUUCUAAACUGUUUAUCAUCCAAAAUUUUCGGAGGGGGCUUCUAUUAAGGCCUAAAAUUUUUCAAUAAUUUUAGCUGAAAAAAAAUUUCAAAGGACUUCAGGGAUUUCUAGGGUUUUUAAGAAUUGUUCAAACGAAUUUCCAGGAGAUUUUAAAAUUUUGAUGCUGGUAUAUAAGAAAAUCAAGCAAAUUCUUACCUUAAAACCUUGAAUUUUGAAAGUUUUACAAUGAAAAUACCAAUAAAAAUUUCGAAAAACUUUUUAAUAUCAGGAGGGCUUCUAAUACAUUUUUCAUAUCGAUCCUUCCGGACGGGGCUUCUAAUACGGGGAGGCUUCUAAUAUAGAAGGGGCUUCUAUUAUGGGGAGGGGUUUACUUCAUGGCAAUACAAAACCUCAUACGGCUAAGGUCACUCGCCACAAGCUGGAAGAAUUAGGCUGGGAGGUUCUACCUCAUUCACCAUAUUCACCAGAUUUGGCACCAUCUGACUAUCAUUUGUUUCGAUCGCUCCGCAAUCAUCUGGUCAAAAAACAUUUCAAUGAUCAAGCCCACCUAAAAUCGGACCUCGAAACUUAUUUUUUGUCUUUGUCUGUGAAGUUCUUUGAAGAUGAUAUUCUGGAUUUGCCUAAAAGAUGGGAGUAUGUAAUAGAUAACAACGGUGUAUAUGUUGUUGAUUGAUGACAUUUUGUUUCAAUAAAAUCUCGAAAUCGAGAAGAAGAAAAAAAUCGACGGAGACUUUUGCAUCAACCCAAUAGUAUUAGGUAUGACGAAUAUAACGGACACGACAUUAUAUUCAUGUCUUCUUCUGUCAAAUAGUAAAUAACAUCGGAUGAGUAUGCAGUUAACGAUGAUCAUCAAGUAAUUUUGUACAUUUUGAACCUGACGUCUCUAUUUGUUUCUA